Messenger RNA from Acinonyx jubatus (cheetah), 5834 nucleotides. It is a transcript of the gene RBM44, whose product is annotated as RNA binding motif protein 44. Lineage: Eukaryota; Metazoa; Chordata; Mammalia; Carnivora; Felidae. The record is from RefSeq and is a predicted model, not a curated record. The transcript has 16 exons. Gene Ontology annotation, molecular function: RNA binding. The coding region runs from base 158 to 3283 and encodes 1041 amino acids.
AGCAGCGGCGACGGCGACGCGGUUCCGAGGUGCGCUGGGCGUGGACACGGGGCACAGGCCCGGGACCUGGGGGUCCGCAGCAGCGAAGUCCAGAGGUGGUCGGGCGUGGUGGCGAGGUCCCUCCGCUGCUGAUGGCCGGGAGGCAAAUCCUUGGGAGAUGCAGGCUGCCGCAGCGAAGCAGAUAGCUCCUGGUAAAGCCUACCGCAGUAAUGGAGGAAACGUCCGGAAAGAUGAACCUUCUAAUCCUAAGAAAGCAAAUGUGUUCUUCUCUUCCAAUGGUUGUAAUGAAGCCAGAUCGGCUUUUCUUGAUGAUGACCGGGAUUCCUUGGCACCAGAUCAAAGAGCUGAUGACACAGAACUGAGCAGUACUGACACAGUGGACUUCCUGGAGCCAUCUUGUCCUGGGAGCCUGGACGCCAGCAGAGAGCGCACUCACUCACAGUCCAGUGAGUUCGAAGACAGUGCCGACUGUGCUUUCUUGAAUGAAACAUACUCCAUACAUUUUUCCGAGUCAGAACGAAAGAAUGAAAGUCUCAUUCACUUAACUUCAGAAUUGGAUUCUGAAAUGCAGAACGCAGAAGGGGUGUGUUUUGAUAUUUUGGAGCAUCAAGGUAUUAAGAUUAUUGGCUUGGAAAGAACCUGCAAGAUUUCAGAUGACGAUUAUAAAGAAACUGCCGAAGAUGAGCAGAAGCAUGAGAUCGACGAGGACUCCCAGCAGGAGUAUCAUAGUGCAGAGGAGCAAGAACACAUAAGUGCCCAUGUAUCUUUUGACCAAACGAAAACAUUAAACACACCUGAUCUGGAGGUUGUUGGGUUAAGAAAUUCGGGUUAUGAAGCUGAGUGUGCUAGCCAUCUAGACGGUAAUCGUGUCGAGUUGGCAAGUGAUUCUAGCAUCUUUCUAGAUUCAGUUGAUGUUUAUGAACAAGAAGAUGCACCCCGUGGCUCCAAGUUUCAGAUUUCUGUUGUGUUAAGAGACUAUCACGAACCAAAGCAUGACAUGUGUAAGGAACAAGAGACUAGUUUCAUGUACCACACGGUAUUUGAUGAAAUUGUACUAGGGAGCAGUCCCCUUGAAAAUCGGGAAUCUCGAUCUAAGAGUAGUUUCUUGAACCCUCAGAAAGCACUAAAAGCUACAACCUAUACCGGCAAAAUGAAAUGUCAAAUAAUUGAAAGUAAAGAUUUUUGUGGGAAUGAAAUCGUUGAGCACCAAAAGUCGCACCACCUUGGAAAUCCUAGCACAUUACAAGAAGACAGAGCUUUACAGGUGUUACUCCAACCCGGUCAAGAUUGUCAGACUUCCUGGACCUCUGCUGUUGAUGAUUCAGUAAUUUCUCCCUGUGGAUAUUCUCAUUAUAGAAGCCUACAAAAUACCCCCAACCCAGCCUUAGAUGUUUCCGUUACUACCCCGAGGAUUACAGCCAGAGAUCAUGACGCAGUGGAUGAGAUCUCUCUAAAAGCUGCUGAUGACAGCACCACAAAUGACUCGCGUUUUCCCAGCAUAGAAGGAACACGUCCUGAGUUGGCGAUGGAUGCGGCAAGUGACAGAGUCACGGUUCAUCAGACGGUGGACGUUUGCGCUGACUUUAGGGCUUGUUUCACAACCAGCAGGGCAACGAGUGCGAGACCUUCUGUGGUAUCUACGUCAAGCAAUACAGACAUAGCCAUGAUGAGCAAAAGGCGGCCUGGAGAGUGGCAGGGCGAGAGACGCAGAGGUGUGGCCUGCAAUACAGGUGGGCCACACGGCCGAGCUCAUGAAGACACACCAGUGACGAUGAGCAGAGGACCACUGGGGAGCGCUCUCUCAGUUGACAGUCCAGAGCCUAAUGGAAAUCUCCUAAACAAGGAUUCCCUGGAAUUAAGAAAAACAUCUGCUAUCACAGACUUAAAGAAACAUCCUGAAAGGGAAUCUCCGCCUUGUGAAGAGGCGGGGAGGGGUUUGGCCUCCCGGUGCUGUGAGGACGCGAGGCGAAGAGCCGCGAGGGCAGAGCUGCACCUCCUGCACCUUCACUACCAGCUGUGUCAGCGCCACUGCAGUGACAUUUACAAGCUUGUCACGGAAAACAGGGAGGGGUUCAGCAGGAACCUAUGGAGUAAUUGUGCUAAGAAGCAAUUAGGAUCGGCACUACUGUCUGUCUGGGGAGACUUGAAGGUUAGGUACGAGAGCUUGAAGGACAGAAUACACAAGGGCGGGCCGCUGGAGGAGCUGCCCCCGCUGUCUGUGGAAUCAAAGUUACUAUCGACCUUUUCUACUCUGGCUCUCACGCUAAUGAAAGAGGAAUCACACGUCUUUUCAGGAGCAGAUUCUGAACUAGAUAAUCAAAAUACAUGUGAUGUUGACGUCCCUUCACGCCGAAAAAAGACUCCGUCUCAAAUGUCCUUACUAUCUGACGAUAGUUCUCCUAAACAGGAUACUUUACCCAAGGAAGAUGGCUUAAAAAAUGGUGACAUAGAUAUAGACUUUAGUCAGCUGAAACUUGAUGAAAAAGGCUGCAAAAAUUACCGAGAAGUAAGUGAAGACUGGUUUGAUGCUAAAGAAAACCUGACAGGAGUUGACUUGUCAGGAAUACAAGAAAAUCAAAUAGAGAAGGGCAAAGGGGAUCCAAAGUUUACACAAGAAAUGAAAAAUACUGAACCUUUACGAAAAGAGAAAGGUUAUUUGAUACAUGUUGGUGGUCUCUGCCCUUCAGUCUCUGAGGCUGACUUAAGGUCUCAUUUCCGGAAAUACCAAGUUUCUGAAAUCGCAAUCUAUGAUUCAACUAAUUACAGGUAUGCAUCCCUUGCUUUUAAAAAAAGCAUUGAUGCGAAGAUGGCCGUGAAAGAAAUGAAUGGGAUAGAAAUAAAUGGGAAAUCAGUAAAUGUGCGUCUUGUGAAAACUCCUGGAGAAUAUACAUCAUCUCUUUCCUACAAAAAUGGACUGGAGAGAAGCACCAGCAAGGAAAUUAGCUCAGCCUCCUCUGUUUCGAGAUUGCCCAGAACUAGGCCAAGGCAGCUGGGAUCUGAGCAAGACAGUCAGGGUGUCAAGAAGAAUUGUAAACAGAUUGAAUCUCCUAAAUUAUUACCUGAUACUCCUGUUCGAUUCAUACCUCCAAAUACGUUGAAUCUGCGUAGCUUUACCAAAAUCAUGAAGAGACUGGCUGAACUACAUCCAGAAGUUAGCAGAGACCAUAUUAUAGAUGCUCUUCAGGAAGUAAGAGUAAAUCAUAAAGGUUUUCUGAAUGGCUUAUCUAUUAAUACUAUUGUGGAAAUGACUUCAUCUGUUUUGAAAAACUCUGAUUCCAGUUAGGAAUAAAAGAAGCAACAAGAGAAUUUCCUUGGAAAGCAGGAGUUCCCUCCUACAGAGAAUGUUCUACAACACUUAGGAAAAACACUGUGGUAGUGGCAAGACUGUGGGAUUAAAUAGGCUCAGUAAGUGGAGUUCGCUGUGUGAUAAUAUCGUGCUUUACAGCCUUCCCUUAAAAUCUAGCAGCUGCUGUUGCUGCAAUAUUAAGGUCUUCUCUGUAUUAAAAAGAAAAUUUUCAAUGUUCGUAAAUUUUAUAUUUCAACUUGUUACUUAGAGACUUCAAGCUACACAUUUUGGAUUAGAAAAAAUGGUCAUGUCUAUUUUAAAAACCUUUGUUAAAUCAUUUGUUUUAAACAGUGACCAAGAGAAGAUUUAUUGUUUUCAGAGUCCAUUAAACGAUUUCUGUACAUGAAAAAUAUACUUCACCUGAAAUUCUUAGUUCUAGUUUUUAGUUUAAGACUCAUAUUGGACCACAGGAUAACAGUUAAAUAAACUGAAUUUGAAUUUGUAGACAUAUAGAAUGUGUCUAUUUUUCAGCUUCCAAGGUAAUUAAAUUAAUGGUGUGAUCCAUUUAAUGUGUUUUUGACUUUAGUGUAAAACAUUUAGAUGUAUUUUCCCCAUUUUCACGAGGAGGGAGGAGUGAGCCCACAUGCACUUGGCAAAGCACUUAAGUAGUCGCUGCAGUGCUCAUCUUUGUUUUGUCAUAGGUUCUGGUACAUGUGGUUAAAGUGUGAAUUGCAGCAGUGUUCAAAGCCUAAUGUUAUGCCUUGUCUGAUAACUUGGACAUCUCUUUAAUUGAUUACUUUUUGAAGGUCACAUACUGUUUAAAGUUGCAGUUUUACCAGUAUUAAAAUGAACAUUUAAAUAUGCACUGUCUUCUUCAAAUGUGUAAAAUGUUUAGAGUGUUCAAUAGUUGGUAUCCUUGAUUAAAAGUCGCUCAUUUAACAUUUAUACUUGACAUAUUUGUAGUUAAUAAAGGCAGAACCUACAGUACCACUGUAAAUUUAAUACUUUCUGCAGGUUUGAUGGCAUUUUCCACGUGCAAAUUAGCCUACCAGUGUACUGUCUGUGUGGAAUACACAUGGAUGGGAAGGCUGACCAUCAAGCUACUGGAUUUCAAAAUUCUUGUCUUUUAAGGGAUUUGGGGUUUAUUCCGUAUAGUAAUUUGUCUCCAGGUAUCACCAGAUCAUCCCAAAUGUCUAGCAGGAAUUAGGUUUCAGAAUGUAAAAAAAAAAAAAAAAAAAAAUUAAAAGGUUUCUUAAAUGAAACUUGAAUCAUUGCUUUUGGCCAUACAUCAAAUUAGUAGAACCUGAGAAUUGUGGAGAUUUCUUCCCAUAUGUUAAAUCACAUGGUCAUUUACAUUAAAAGGCUGCAUUCAAGAAUAAAAAAAAAAUAAAAUAACAGGCUGCAUUCAGAGUUAACAGCGCAUAAAGUUGAAACAUGGACCAGAUACUCUUUUCAACGUGCUGGUGACAAUAAGAAGCUUACCUCAGGUCAUUUGUUUCCAAAAUGAUUUGACGAAGUGGAGUCCCCUUCUAGAAUACAGAGCAGAUUACGACAUUUGGUUUGGGAAAAUAUAGAAAGGGUCUCUUGAUGUUACAAGUGUCAGGUGUUUUAAAUAAAGAUGUUCUGUUCAGAAACUAAAGGUAAAGCUCAGAUGACGUUCAUAGAUCAAAAAGGCUUUCAGCCACAAUCACACGAUCACUGCUGCCAAUAAGCGUGUUGACUCACAUGGUCAUUUGUACUAAAAGGGCUGCUUCAGAUCAUGUGGGCGUCCUCUGCUCACAGUCACCUUUCGUUCCCACUGUAUUGUUGGAACAACAGAGAGCUCUUGAGCCGUGUCAACUAGAAUAUGCAAAUAAUUACGCUUGGCGAUCACCAGAGAUCUGGAAUGUUGUAAGACUGUCACCAAAACGUGGGACCAGAAAUUCCCGGUCGGCUCUGCCUGACACCAGUGUUAAUUCUCGUCCACGGAGAUAAUACGUGUAACUGAGAAACUGAGUAGAAUCAAGAGUUUCUUUUUAAAGGAAUAGUUCUCCAGCCUGCGUUCUGUGUAUAUGAACUUACAGCUUUUUCCCUGUUAUCAUCGUUACUUAUUACAAAGUAUUUACCUGGCACAUAGAAUGUUUAAAGAGUGUUAGCUCUUGUGGUUAGCAGCGUAAUGACCCUCCACACUGUCCCGUCCUUACCCCCAACAUGUGAAUGUGUCACUUGGCAAAGGGGAUUCAGGUUGCAGAAGUAAGAUUGCCACACAGCUGACCUUGAGACUGGAAGAUGAUGCCGCAUUAUCUGGGUGGGCAAAAGAGAAAACCAGAGAAAGAGCCAUUUCUAGAAGCAUCCCUACCUGCUGUUGCUGGCUUUGAAGAUGGAAGAAGGGGACUGGAGCCGAAGAAUGGGGGUGUGGCCUCUAGACGUUAGAAAAGGCGAGGAAACAGAUUGUCCCCUAGAGCUUCCAGAAGGAAUGUAGGCCUGCCCACAUCUUGAUUUCAGCCUCGUGAGACCUGUGUCCGACCUCUGAUCUCCAGAAGAUAAUAAAUUUGUAUUGUUUAAAUCA